GCCCAGACCUUCAAAUACAUCAACACGGCCGUGGGGUGCCUGGUCUUCGUGCUGGGCAUCAUCGGGAACUCCACCUUGCUCCGGAUCAUCUACAAGAACAAAUGCAUGAGGAACGGGCCCAACAUCCUCAUCGCCAGCCUGGCGCUGGGCGACCUGCUGCUCAUCAUCAUCGACAUCCCCAUCCACUUGUACAAGCUUCAUGCAGAAAACUGGCCUUUUGGAGUUGAAUUAUGUAAACUGGUUCCCUUCAUUCAAAAGACAUCAGUGGGCAUCACAGUGCUAAGUUUGUGCGCUCUCAGUAUCGAUAGGUAUCGGGCAGUAGCUUCAUGGAGCCGUAUCAAGGGAAUUGGCGUGCCAAUGUGGACAACCGUUGAAAUUGUAUUGAUCUGGGUCGUGUCUCUUGUUUUAGCUGUUCCUGAAGCUAUUGGCUUUGACAUGAUUACUAUGAAUUACAGAGGAGAAAAAUUUAAGGUUUGUCUACUGAAUCCUCAGCAACAGACGUAUUUUAUGCAGCUUUAUAAGGAAGCCAAAGAUUGGUGGCUCUUCAGUUUUUAUUUCUGCUUGCCGCUGGCAGUCACUGCUCUUUUCUAUACUUUGAUGACCUGUGAGAUGCUGAGAAAAAAGAGUGGGAUGCAGAUUGCUUUAAAUGACCACUUGAAACAGAGACGUGAAGUCGCCAAAACGGUGUUCUGUUUAGUGCUCGUUUUCGCAUUGUGUUGGCUCCCACUUCAUCUCAGUAGGAUACUGAAGUUUGCUCUUUAUGAUGAACAAGACCCGAAUCGAUGUGAACUGUUGAGCUUUUUGCUGGUAUUGAACUACACUGGUCUCAACAUGGCAUCUCUGAAUUCCUGCAUUAACCCCAUUGCCCUCUACUUGGUGAGCAAACGAUUCAAAAACUGCUUUAAGUCAUGCCUGUGUUGCUGGUGCCAGUCCAAAGAUAUGCUGUCCCUGGAAGAGAAACAGUCCUGCUUAAAGUUCAGAGCUAAUGAUCAUGGAUAUGACAAUUUCCGCUCCAGCCACAAGUACAGCUCAUCUUAAGCAAGAAAGUAAACCUUUUGCUCUUGAAAUGAUUUUUUAAGGGUAUGGAUGAUCCAAAUCUGUCAUCCCAACAGAUCCAGGGGUACAGAAUUUGGGAUUUGGACAAACGGUAAUAUCUCUUGCAGUCUGUACUGAUCACACUCACCUGCAGAGUCCAUAACAGAACACGUGGAGGUUGCAGAGAGAUACAAUAAAGCGGACUCCCCCAUCCAAAAAAAUAACCUUGUCAGAGCACUUAAACUCUUCAGACUGAGCACUUCCAGAUCAUCCACAGAUCCCAUAAAUGAAACAGCUGUGUAUUCAUAGAAGCAGUCCUGUGAACCUAAGUAAUAAUUUUCAGCAUAUAUACUUUACUAUGACUGUCAUUGGGACAAAGCCAGCUUGAUCGAGAAAUCACUGCUGCUUUCAUUUCUCCUUCUCUCACCCCCCCACCCCUUUAAAGAAACACACAAGCAAGUCUGUCAGGCUGAACGAUAAUCCUCUGUCAUAUGUGUGGUUUGCUUUUUGGUGCCUCAAACAGGUUGCCUCACGUUGCAGGGUUUCAAGACAAACUACACACAAAUAGAAAUCUUUAUUAUGAAUUGUAGCUAGGCACAAAAUCAGGAGGGCAUGGACAGGGUUAGACUGGUAGUUCUCAUCUACUAUUCUGUAAGAAAAUGUGAACAAUAACUGCUGAAAUGGGGCAAUAGAGGAGGGGAAUAUACAUUGGCAGAGCUUUGAAAUAUUCCUUUUCUUUUGGCUCUCCACUCCAAGAAUCCCACAGGCAACACAUGCAGUGAGAGUAACUUUUCCCAGCCCUGCAGUUUUUUUAAAAAUACAUGCAGUCCUUCUGCUGUGAACCUGUGAAGCAUUAGCAAAAACUCUGCGACAUUUCUCUGAAGGAAGGUUGUAAAUAGAACCAGUUCCUUAUUAGAGGAAUAGAUUAGAUUUGCCCCACUUGUGAUCCUCAAAACCGAAUGCAGUCCCCCAGGCAAAUAGAAAAGCCAGGACUUAACAGGCUGCCGGGAAACUAUUUCCCCUAUAUAGGAUUCAUCUGGAAUAGUGUAUUACAGGUUGGAAGAGCUGGAUUUCAUUGGGGUGAGAAGAUUAAUAUCAUUUUUAUAGACAGUACUGUCAGUAUACAUGGCACAGUAUAGAAAGAGCAGAAUGACAGUGAAUCUUCUUUUAGAUUUAGAGAUUUUAGAUAGAUGCAUAUGCUCAAGCUUUUAGGCUUUGUGAAUAUGAAGACAAAUGUGGAGGUAAUGUGUGCAGAAAAGCUCAGAUGCCAGAAAGGCUUCUGAAUAAGAAUUGAGAGGCCAGCCAUCAAUUUGAAUUCCUUUUUCCCCAUCAAACGUUGAUUGCCUGCAGAUAUGAUUGUAGUUCUCUGCCCCUUGGUUUCUUUAAAAGCAGAUACGUAGUACCCAGCCCUGCAGAUAUCACCCUCCAUGACCACCACUGUUUUUAAGAUGUUAGCCAUCUCUAAUAUGGAUAAGAAUAUCACUGUUUUUGUCAGUGGUUUCUUGCAUGCCUUAAGGGGCAUCUUUGUUGUGGAAAAGAAGGCACUCCUCUAAAGAGCUCGAGAAAAGAUAUUGUGGAGGGAUUCCUCCCGACGUUCCAAAGCAGCAUUCAGCACUGGCUGGGGAUUCUGGGAGCUGUAGUCCAGGACCUAUUCCAACCUCUGUACCUCUGUUCACAGAGUUCUAGCUAAGCUACCAUAGGGAGCCUCAUGAAUGUGGUUCUUCUAAGGAGUAUUUUGUUUUGCUUUUCGUAUAUAUUCUGGUUGAGACAUAUGCAAAACUUGGGUGAUAAGUAAUAAAAAUAUGGGCAGGUCCCGCUAUUAUUGCCUGUACGAAUUGCAGAGAGAGAGAAAGAGAGAGUAGAAAUAAUAAACAUAAUGUGCAUUGCCAGGAGCAGAUCAUAUUUUGCAUGUGUGCAUCACAAAUGGAGGAAUGGUUCAUUU
Pogona vitticeps (central bearded dragon) is the source of this 2977-nucleotide messenger RNA. RefSeq names its product endothelin receptor type B (gene EDNRB). Gene Ontology annotation, biological process: developmental pigmentation; endothelin receptor signaling pathway; vasoconstriction. Gene Ontology annotation, molecular function: endothelin receptor activity. The record is from RefSeq and is a predicted model, not a curated record. Gene Ontology annotation, cellular component: plasma membrane. NCBI's taxonomy places the organism in Eukaryota, Metazoa, Chordata, Lepidosauria, Squamata, Agamidae.